AUGGCUAUAGGAAGGAACAACACAAUUGUGACAAAAUUCAUCCUCCUGGGAUUUUCAGAUCAUCCACAAAUGAAGAUUUUCCUUUUUGUGUCAUUUCUGGGGAUUUACCUCCUGACCCUAGCCUGGAACCUGAGCCUCAUCACCCUCAUCAGGAUGGACUCCCACCUCCACACACCCAUGUACUUCUUCCUCAGUAACCUGUCCUUCCUAGACAUCUGCUAUGUGACCUCCACAGCCCCCAAAAUGCUCUCGGACAUCCUCACAGAGCAGAGAACCAUCUCCUUUGUUGGCUGUGCCACGCAGUACUUUGUGUUCUGUGGAAUGGGGCUGACUGAAUGCUUUCUUUUGGCAGCCAUGGCGUAUGACCGGUACAUAGCCAUCUGCAACCCCUUGCUCUACACAGCCCUCAUAUCCCAUGCGCUUUGUGUGAAGAUGGUGGCUGGGGCCUAUGUGGGGGGAUUCCUCAGUUCUUUGAUUGAAACAUACUCUGUCUAUCAGCAUGACUUCUGUGGGCCCAACACCAUCAACCACUUCUUCUGUGACCUUCCUCCGGUUCUGGUUCUGUCGUGCUCUGAUACCUUCACCAGCCAGGUGGUGAACUUCACGGUGGGCGUUGCUGUUGGGGUGGUCUCUGUUUUUGUGAUCCUCAUGUCUUACGGUUACAUUGUGGCUGCUGUCCUGAAGGGCUCAGCUAAAAGCAGGACCAAGGCCUUCAGCACCUGUACCUCUCACCUGACUGCUGUGACCCUCUUCUACGGUUCCGGUUUCUUCAUGUACAUGCGACCGAGUUCCAUCUACUCCCUAAACCAGGACAAGGUGGUGUCCAUAUUCUAUGCUUUUGUGAUCCCUAUGGUAAAUCCCAUCAUCUAUAGUUUUAGGAAUAAGGAGAUUAAAAAUGCCCUGAGAAAAGUUGUGGAAAGGGAUCAUGCGCUUUUCUCACAGGCAUUCUGA
Messenger RNA from Manis pentadactyla (Chinese pangolin), 951 nucleotides. RefSeq names its product olfactory receptor 5A2. The record is from RefSeq and is a predicted model, not a curated record. Gene Ontology annotation, molecular function: odorant binding; G protein-coupled receptor activity; olfactory receptor activity. NCBI's taxonomy places the organism in Eukaryota, Metazoa, Chordata, Mammalia, Pholidota, Manidae. The transcript has a single exon. Gene Ontology annotation, cellular component: membrane. Gene Ontology annotation, biological process: sensory perception of smell; G protein-coupled receptor signaling pathway. Bases 1 to 951 code for a protein of 316 amino acids.